AUGGCCCCCGACGCCACUCCCACGAUGAAAGACGCGGACUUCUCCCAGAUGGGCAUCUACAUCGACGGCAGAACGAAGAACGAACUCGACGAGCUGCUCAGGACGAAGCCCGCCGCCGAGGUCAACGCGCGCGAUCUGUACGCGCUGUCGUGCAUGCACUACAUGGACGACGAGCCGAUGCAGAACGCGGCGGCGUUCUUCAACCUGAGCGACGCCAGCGAGGUGGCGUCGCACAAGGUGCUCGACUUCGGCGCCGGCUUCGCGGGGGACGCGAGGCUCAUCGCGGAAGAUCACCCCGCGUGCGAGGUCACGUGCGUGGAGGUUCAACCGCACAUCCACGCCGCCGCGGAGCAGCUCACGUCCAUCGUCGGCAUCGCCGACCGGUGCAAGCACCAGUGCGUGGACGUGUUCGAGGAAGCCGUGCGCGGCGCGCCGUUCGAUCACAUGCUCUCCGUGCUCGUCGUGCUCCACAUCCCCGAUCGCGACGCGCUGUGGAAAAACCUCGCGCGCGCGCUCAAGCCGGGCGGGGAGGUCUACGUGGAGGAUUACUUCGCUCGAGCGCCGCUGACCGCGGAGGACAAGCGGCAGCUCGCCGGGCCGGUCGCGUGCCCGUACUUGCCGUCCGAGGAGGAGUACAAGAAAACGCUCGAGCACGCCGGGUUCGUGGACGUGGAGUGGGAGGUCAUGAACGACCGAUGGCUGCCGUUCGUGGAGCGGCGGCUGGCGGCGUUUCGAGCGGCGGAGGCGCGCAAUCGACGCGUGCACGGCGAGGCGAUGUGCGCGGAACUGGAUCUGUUCUAUCGCACGGUGAAGGAGCUGUUCGAGCGCGGGAACUUGGGGGGCGUGCGUAUACGCGCGCGCAAGGCGAUGUGA
Messenger RNA from Micromonas pusilla CCMP1545, 873 nucleotides. RefSeq lists its product as uncharacterized. The transcript has a single exon. NCBI's taxonomy places the organism in Eukaryota, Viridiplantae, Chlorophyta, Mamiellophyceae, Mamiellales, Mamiellaceae. The record is from RefSeq and is a predicted model, not a curated record. The coding region runs from base 1 to 873 and encodes 290 amino acids.